Rattus norvegicus (Norway rat) is the source of this 2643-nucleotide messenger RNA. The record is from RefSeq and is a predicted model, not a curated record. Lineage: Eukaryota; Metazoa; Chordata; Mammalia; Rodentia; Muridae.
AAUAUGUACACAGAGGUUUUUUUGUUGUUGUUUUGUUUUUUUAAAUCGUAAGGAAAAAAAAAUCUAAAGAUACUUCUGUUGAGACGAUUCCAAAAAGAAAAAAAAGGAGGGGUGGGGGAAGGAGGAUGAAGAGAAAGAGAAGGAAGAGGAGGAAAGACAAAACUCCCAUCACAUUCUACAUGUUAUCCAACCUAAACAGCCCUGACCCCAUAGACAUUACAAUUCUACAGCCAAAAAAGGUGGAGUCUAGAGAUCAGCUGACUGAAUUCCAUCCACCAAGUCAUUACCAAACUUUAGCUUGUGAAUUUAAUGGUCUCAUCUGUAAAACUGGGUCAGUAAUAAAAAUGUGUUCAUAUUGUUUAUCAUCAGAAUAAAACUGAAUUGAGCAGGUGUAGUGAUGGAUGCCCGUAAUAGUUCUAGUACCCUAGAGUAGGGUGCAUAUCGAUUAUGUAUUGGAGGCCAGCAUGGGCUACAGAAGGAAGCCCUGUAUCUAAAACCACGAACGAAUCCAUGAAGAAAUAAGAGGUAAGGUCCUUAUGCUGUGUGUUCUAUAAGCCUCGGUUAUAGGUUUCUAUUUACUAAAUCUGUAUGUUUUCACUGCACGUAUUUUUUGGGGGCCUAGCAAGCUGGGAAGGCAAGGGUUCCAGACCUUUUCCCUGGGCACUGUCUUUUGACUGUCUGGCCGCGCUGCUGAUCAAUUAAUGUAAUCUUUUUGUCUUCCUGGCGUGACACGUGGGGAUGGGGCACUCGACCUCUCCGGCGACAUGGGAACUAAAAGGCCUGGUAAAUGGCUGUGUGAACCCAAGAAGAACAGGCCCGACGAGGAGGAAGCAGGGUGCACCCAACCCGGAGAUUUUUGACCUCCAGAUGAGUGUGGAUUUUAUUUCUGUGCGUCCUGCUCAGGCAAGGGACUCCAGGGGCCUAGGCCCAUUCCCACUUUUUAUUGGGAAAGUCUUCGUAUUCCUCAUACAGCCUCUCUCAGGGUUUUCUGCGACGACCUUGAAGUAGAACCACAGAGAAAACACUCGGUUAUUCUAAGCACCCUUACGGGAGCCUGAGAAGGGAACCAGUAUCACGUGACAGAAGGCCGGCUCGCUACAGAUCUCUGAGUUGCCUAGAACAUCCCGUCUCUAUGGUCAACUGCACGCGAAAUUCCUCGAUGAGAAAGUUGUUCUUCCGGAGUACGGCUACUGCUUCCGGGGCAGCUCCCUGCGAACCGGGAUUGCGGUGCUCUGCUUUCUUGGUUCCUGUGGAGCAAUGCUUUCGCCCGCAAUGAGCUUCCUCAAAAGCUUCCCGCCCCCUGGGUCCGCAGAUGGACUCCGGCUGCAGCAGCCAGACACCGAAGCUGUGCUGAACGGGAAGGGGCUCGGCACCGGCACGCUUUACAUUGCGGAGAGCCGCCUGUCUUGGCUAGAUGGUUCUGGAUUAGGAUUCUCACUGGAGUACCCCACCAUUAGUUUACAUGCGGUAUCCAGGGACCCAAAUGCUUAUCCUCAAGAACAUCUGUAUGUCAUGGUGAAUGCCAGAUUUGGAGAAGAAUCAAAAGAACCUUUCUCUGAUGAAGAUGAGGACGACAAUGAUGAUGUUGAACCCAUUUCUGAGUUUAGAUUUGUGCCCAGUGAUAAGUCAGCAUUGGAGGCGAUGUUCACAGCAAUGUGUGAGUGCCAGGCCCUGCAUCCAGACCCUGAGGAUGAAGACUCGGAUGACUAUGAUGGAGAAGAGUAUGAUGUGGAAGCACAUGAGCAAGGACAGGGGGACAUCCCUACAUUUUACACCUAUGAAGAAGGACUAUCCCAUUUAACAGCAGAAGGGCAAGCCACGCUGGAGAGAUUAGAAGGAAUGCUUUCUCAGUCUGUGAGCAGCCAGUAUAAUAUGGCAGGCGUCCGAACAGAAGAUUCAGUAAGAACUUACGAAGAUGGCAUGGAGGUAGAGACCACACCAACUGUUGCCGGACAGUUCGAGGAUGCAGACGUUGACCACUGAGGAUGACUCGUGUGACUUACAGUGAAUUCUGCUCAUAACUAUAGGCAAGAACUUGAUGCCUCUUCACUCCAGAAUGGAGCUGGUGAAAGGCUUUUUUCUUCUCCAAAACUCAUUUCUCAAGACAAACUAUAAUGAGACAGCAAGCUGUCACCAGCAGAAAAGACUCUGACCUCUAUUAACAAAGGUGAAUUAACUGAACGGGUUUUUGUAGUUUCUCAUUUACCCCUAAGCUUCCUGUGUCUAGUUAUCUUCUGAGAGGGCCUCUAAUUCCUGCCUUUGCUGUGUGCAAUCUGUCAGCUACGAGGCCUGUGUGUCGUGUGCACAGUGCUCACGCUGGGCAAAAGUGAGGUGGGGAGCUUAGAUGUCUCUGGGACUUAGGAGGACUCUCUGAUCCCUGAGAUAAAAAGCAAAGGCCUCUGAGGGCACAGCCUUUAGCAUUCUCCACGGACGCAUGGGCCCUCUACUGGGGCUCAACCACAUCUCGUCAUGACAAAUGCUUGUGUGCUACUUCUGUUCCUCCGCAUUUACCAUCAGCUCUGUUACAUUCUCCUAGCUUAGGUCCUUGACUGUCACAGAGUAAAUCAUCUGAAAUGAAGUCUGCAAAGUACUCUCAAUGAUAUUUUGUCUUUGUAAUAGUUAAAUAAAUCUGGGUUUUCUAUA